Molecule: messenger RNA, 957 nt
Organism: Tupaia belangeri chinensis (Chinese tree shrew)
Lineage: Eukaryota; Metazoa; Chordata; Mammalia; Scandentia; Tupaiidae
Product: olfactory receptor 6C3-like
Exons: 2
Coding region: 19-957 (312 amino acids)
Biological process (GO): G protein-coupled receptor signaling pathway
Cellular component (GO): membrane
Molecular function (GO): olfactory receptor activity; G protein-coupled receptor activity
Source: RefSeq, a predicted model, not a curated record
UUAAAGAAGGAUUCACUUAUGAGAAACCAUACAAAGAUUACAGAGUUUGUACUCUUGGGAAUAUCAGACGACCCACAGCUUCAGAUUGUAAUUUUUAUCUUUUUAUUUAUAACUUACAUAUUAAGUAUCACUGGAAACCUAACCAUUAUCAUCCUCACCUUGACAGACACUCGUCUGAAGACGCCUAUGUAUUAUUUCCUCAGAAAUUUCUCCUUCUUAGAAAUAACAUUCACCAGCGUUUCCAUCCCCAGAUUUUUGAGGGCAAUAAUAACUAAAGUCAAGACCAUUUCCUAUAACAAUUGUUUAGCUCAAUUAUUUUUCUUCAUCUGCAUGGGUGUGUCUGAAUUUUUCCUUCUGACUGCCAUGUCUUAUGACCGUUACGUUGCCAUCUGCAAGCCUCUGCACUACACCACCAUCAUGAAUAAGAAAGUUUGCACCUUGCUUGUCUUCAUUUCAUGGCUGGGAGGGUUUCUGACCAUCUUUCCACCGCUCAUGCUUAUCCUCAAGUUAGAUUUUUGUGCUUCCAAUGUCAUCGAUCACUUCUCUUGUGACUAUUUCCCCAUUUUAGAACUCUCAUGCUCAGACACAUGGGCUUUAGAGAUGAUUGGCUUCUAUUUUGCUUUUGUUACUCUGCUCUUCACAUUGGCUUUAGUGAUUCUGUCAUAUAUCUGCAUCAUUAGCACCAUUCUCAGAAUCCCGUCUGCCAGUCAGAGGAAAAAGGCUUUCUCCACCUGCUCUUCACACAUGAUCGUCAUUUCUAUCUCUUAUGGAAGCUGCAUAUUUAUGUAUGUCAAGCCUUCAGCCAAAGAAAGAGCCUCAUUGACCAAGGGAGUAGCUAUCCUCAACACUUCAAUUGCCCCUAUGUUGAACCCUUUCAUUUACACCCUGAGGAACCAGCAAGUAAAAGAAUCCUUCAAAACUUUGGUUCAUAAAGUAGUGUUUUAUAAAAACAAAUGA